This is a messenger RNA of Colletotrichum paranaense, 1857 nucleotides long. Its product is annotated as choline dehydrogenase. Gene Ontology annotation, molecular function: oxidoreductase activity, acting on CH-OH group of donors; flavin adenine dinucleotide binding. The record is from RefSeq and is a predicted model, not a curated record. The coding region runs from base 1 to 1857 and encodes 618 amino acids. The transcript has 4 exons. Lineage: Eukaryota; Fungi; Ascomycota; Sordariomycetes; Glomerellales; Glomerellaceae.
AUGGCCUGGCUAUUUUCUCGUUCUUAUCCGGAGCGCAAAGCGGUUGACGUCGACGGGAAAACCUUUGACUAUGUUAUCGUAGGCGGCGGUACAGCAGCAUGCGCCCUCGCCUCCCGACUGAGCGAAGACCCAAGCACCAGCGUCCUCGUUGUCUGCAAAGGCAAGGUGAAGGACAAUUGGCUUGAUCGUAUUCCUAUCGUUGGCAAUGCGAGCGACGGCAAGGGUCCUCAGAUCGAGACAUUCUGGUCUGAGCCCGACGAGCGAUGGACGGGGUGCAAGACUCGGACAUUCAAUACUCAAGCACUCGGCGGCGCCACCAGAGUCAACGGGCUGAUGCUCACGCGCGGCGCGCCGGGUAACUACAACCAAUGGGCUGCGCUUGGUAAUGAUGAAUGGAGCUGGGAUAAGUGCGAGCCAUACUUCAAGAAGAUUGAGAACGCUGCUUGCCACCCCGAUGCUCCCUACCGCGGUCAUGAAGGGCCGCUCUACCUUCGACAGAAUCCCUUGAACUUCCCGAUAGACCAAUACAUCCAAAAAGCUGCAGGCGACAUGAACCUCCCUGUCCAGAAUGAUGGCAAUAACCCAAAUGCCCCGGCCAUGGGCCUCUUCACGACCGACAUCAUGAUAGACAAGUUUGGCUAUCGUCAUUCUUCAUUGGCAGCUUACCUUCCAAAGUCGACGGUUGAUGAGCGAAGGGAGAGACUCACACUCUGCACUGGUGUUGUAGCCACAAAGCUUCAGACCAACGACGAUGGGACAGAAGUAACGGGUGUUCACAUUUUGGAUCAUCUUGACAAGAGCCCUGCCAGGCAAUGCUUCGUGAAGGCCGAGAGAGAGGUCAUCGUUUGUUGUGGAACUCACUUCUCACCGCAGCUUCUGAUGUUGAGGUAUCGUUUCUCUGAGACCCUCCAGCACGUUCGAUCGUCGCUGACUCUUCGCAGCGGCAUAGGACCAAAGAAACAUCUUGAAAAACACAACAUCCCACUCGUGCGAGAUAUGCCGGGAGUUGGUGCUGACCUUCAAGAUCACAUAACUUUCGGCAUCGCCUUCCGCACCCGUCUCAUCGAUUCAUAUCUCCGGUUGUUCAGUCCACUUAUUGGCAUUUGGCACUUCGUCCUCUUUCUCUUCUUCAAGACUGGCUUAUUGGCGACUUCUGGAACCAGAUUGUGUGCUUGGUUUCACACAAGCACCGUUGACGAGACCACAAUGACUGUGAGACACCACGGAAAUGGCAUCGAUGAGAAACACGACAACACGGAUGCGCUAAGGCCUGAGAACGUACCUGAUAUUGAGCUCCUGUUCACCAAUGCUUCGUAUGACUAUGAGAAGGGCAAGGGGUACUGCGCAUUCCAGACAACACUAGUGCAGCCAUUCUCUAGGGGUAGAAUCGAGCUCGCGUCUUCAGAUCCUCUGGCGCAUCCCAAAGUGUUCCAUCACUACAUCACAGAUCCCCGCGACUGGGCGGCAGCGCGCAAGGCCGCUCGUUUCUCGAUGAGCUUUGUGGAGCGCUUCCGUCAGACACAGUACCCCUUCAACGCUACCUGGCAUCUCGCCCCCGGAGUCAAGGCCGGUACGGUCGAAGGUGGGUGGCGGGAUGUGACGGAUGAACAGAUUGACGCUUACAUCAGGGAGCGUUUGGUCAACAUCUACCACGCAACUUCAACGUGCCGCAUGGGUACCGUGGUCGAUAAAGGUGUAGUCGGCCAGAAUUUGAAGGUCCACGGGUUCCGAAACUUGCGCGUUGCUGAUGCAAGCGUUUUCCCAAAGGUGACGAGUGCUCACACCGUAGCGCCAACUUAUAUGGUGGCAGAGCGAUGUGCCGACUUUAUCAAGCGAGACUGGGCCGAGAGGGCUUGA